CGACCAUGAAUUAUCUGCCAUAUAAAAACAAACGGGUCACGAUUUGUUUAUCAUUUGAGUGCUUAAAGUGGUAUAGUAAGUUAACAGAGAACUGUGAUAAUUUAGUGAAUAUGUCAAACAGGGAUAGCGCUGCCAAUCAACUUUUAGAAUUUAAAAAAAGUACUAAGGAUGAUUCUCCUGCAACAGCCGCCUACGGAGCACCAUUAGCCGAGAAAGACGGCUCCCUUACGGUUGGACCCCGUGGACCAAUCCUGUUACACGAUGUUGCCUUGAUCGAAGAACUCGCACAUUUUGACAGGGAAAGAAUCCCCGAGCGAGUAGUUCACGCCAAGGGAGCAGGCGCGUUCGGUUAUUUCGAAAUUACGCACGACAUCACAAAAUACAGCGCCGCAAAAGUUUUUUCUAACAUUGGAAAGAAAACUCCAAUUGCAGUAAGAUUCUCCACUGUCGGAGGCGAAUCUGGAUCGGCCGAUACCGUAAGAGAUCCACGUGGUUUUGCUGUAAAAUUUUAUACUGAGGAUGGUAUUUGGGAUUUAGUUGGGAAUAAUACUCCCAUUUUCUUUAUCCGUGAUCCUAUUCUAUUUCCUAACUUCAUUCAUACACAGAAGAGAAAUCCUAAGACUCACCUUAAAGAUGCCGACAUGUUUUGGGAUUUUAUUUCUUUGAGGACAGAAAGUAUGCAUCAAGUUCUUUUUUUGUUUAGUGACAGAGGUAUUCCAGAUGGCUACAGACAUAUGAAUGGUUAUGGAUCGCACACGUUUAAACUUGUCAAUAAUGAAGGCAAACCGGUUUUCUGCAAAUUCCACUACAAAACCGAUCAGGGCAUUAAGAAUUUGGAUGCAAAGAAAGCCGAAGAACUUUCUGGUACCGAUCCAGAUUAUUCCAUCAGAGAUUUGUAUAACGCCAUUUAUGCUGGUAAAACACCCACUUGGACUAUGUAUAUCCAAGUAAUGACACCUGAACAAGCCGGAGCAUGCAAAUUUAAUCCAUUCGACUUGACCAAAGUUUGGCCCCAUUGUGACUAUCCUCUUAUUCCUGUCGGUAAAUUAUGUCUGAACCGCAAUGCCGAAAACUACUUUGCUGAAGUCGAGCAAAUUGCAUUCAGUCCGGCCCAUUUGGUUCCCGGAAUCGAACCAUCGCCAGAUAAGAUGUUAUUGGGCCGUAUCUUUUCUUACGGUGACACUCACAGACAUCGUCUGGGACCAAAUUAUUUGCAACUUCCAGUAAAUUGUCCCUUCAAGGUUAGAAAUUUCCAAAGAGACGGUGCUUUGUGUAUGAACAACCAAGGAGGUGCACCAAAUUAUCAUCCUAACAGUUUUGGAGGCCCAGACAGCUGUCCAAGAGCUAAAGCUCUUGCUCCUCCAGUUACUGUUUCUGGCGAAGCUUUGAAAUAUGAUACUGCAGAUCAAGAUAAUUUCUCGCAAGCUAGAGUUUUCUUUCAAAAAACAUUGAAUAAAGAAGAACAAAAUAGACUUAUUGAGAACAUUUCUGCUUCUAUUUCCGGAGCUGUCGACUUUAUUCAAGAAAGGAUGGUUAAAAAUCUUAAAGAAGUUGAUGCAAACCUUGCAAAUCGUGUUGAAGAAAAAUUAAGACUUAUAAAAAAAACAAAAUCUAAUCUAUGAAUAUUAUUAAUGUUUUGGUUAAGGGAAAAAUAAAUGUUAUAUUUUUUAUAAAUCUUU
Molecule: messenger RNA, 1679 nt
Organism: Brassicogethes aeneus
Lineage: Eukaryota; Metazoa; Arthropoda; Insecta; Coleoptera; Nitidulidae
Source: the annotation of a GenBank genome assembly